AUGGCUAUUAACUCGCUUGUAGCGGAGGAAGGGGAGCUCGCACCCUCAAUUAGGAGACGUGUAGCCAGUCAACAAGGCCCCGAGCCAAUGUUGGGGGAGGUGACGCUGCCCGCCAUGCUGCUGUCUAUGCUCUACUUCCUCGUGUUCAAGUGGAUCCUCAACCUCGUGUUCAGUAUCGUGCCGCUGGUCACGUGGGUGGUGAGUGUUGCCCAAGUGUUGCCCAAGGACGCGGGGCUGUCGGACAUGAGUCUCGUGGUGUCGGGCACUACAGCGACUCAGGUGCUGACGGCGCUGGCGUUCGCCUUCCUGGCCCAUCAGAUCGGAGUCACGUCGGCUCGAGGACUGCUGUUCGUGUCGAAGAUCGUGUCGGGUGUGUUGUUCUCAAGUGGUGAGAGGGAGGAGGCGAGAGAGCAGGAAGGACCAUAUCGUGAGCCAUUAGGAGAUGCAAGACGAGGACAGGAGAGACACAUUAUAUCGAAGGGAGGAAAAGAUUAUGGAACUAUGGGGGUGAAGCAGCAGAAGCCGUCGGCGGAAGCGGUGGCCCGGAAUUUGUACCGCGAUGGACGGAGUAAUAGUGAGUCGAGUGUUGCGCGGAGCAGAGUGGGGAGGUGGGAGAUGAAGAAGCAACCAGCGAGUUUUGAUGGAGCGGAGUACCCCUACGUGCCGCCGAGGAUGGCGCCUCCGAUGCCUCCGAUGCCUGAUGUGGAGCGUGCGUUUCGAAAUGAUGUUGAUACUCGAGAUCAAGGCCGGGAAGUGGAGAUGGGCUGCUGCAAGGUUGUUAUCAGGGGUUCUAAAGGCAAGUCCGACAGGGGAGAAGACCGUGAUGAGAGUAAUAGUGGGCUUCGUGGGGGUUGGGGACGUGGAGGAGGGAGGGGAAGCAGUUCUGAUCGAGGAGGAUUUGGAUGGUGUCGAGGUGGUGGACGAGGUGGCCCGCGUCUCGACCAAAUGCGGCCCGAUAUGCGCGGACCACCACCAUUUCCGUCGUUCAAUGGAGCGUUCCCACCUUGGGGUGCUGAUUGGCGCGAGCGUUGGCUUCAGAAUUGGCCUGGAUGGCAAGAUUGGCGCUGGCCUGGCAUGGACCUGAGGAGGAAAAUGUCUCGAGGUAAAGGCAGAAGGGGAAUGCGUCGUCGAAACAGCUUUGAUGAUGUGUACGCUGUUGCCGUCCCUGUUGCAGCGAGAGUCGGGGAUGAUGAAGAUGAUACUCUCGUGAAGGAGCCAGCGCACAAAAGUAUGUAUGAGGCGCUCGAUUUGACUCCGUCCGCACCACCUCUUCCUUCUCAACGCCCGCGCUGGGGCAGUGACGAUGGACAAUGGGAACGAUCAACCUUGCUCGACGAAGGAAGUCAUGGCCAUCACCGUCAUGAUUCAUUCCAGAAAAGCAUGUCCGAACCGCCUGGUCAGCAUUCUCGACAGGAUUCUUGGCGUGGAGGUUUAACUCGAAGCGACUCAGACUCCAGCUAUACGACCCGCGAUUUGAUACGUGAUCGGCAGAAUGCUCAUCGCCGCUUAACUGAAAUGCGCGAUAGAGAAGAAGCACAACAACACAUUUAUCGCGAUGGCGAGAAAGAGGUAAAGGGACCAAAAUCCGGUGGGUUCCGUCAAAAGCAUGCCGAGUGGAAGCAGAGACGCUAUGAAAGGAAAAUGCAAAAGUAUGAGCUGAAACUCCGCGCUGCACGCGAAAAGAUGAGCGAACGCCAAGAAGAUACCAAUGAUCUCAUGGAAAGGUAUAUUGAAGCUAAAGAACGUGACAGAUACGCACGAGAAAUUGAGCAAGCGGCUGACGAAGCAUUUCAUGUGCCGGAGACUAGGCAGGAUUCGGCUCGGAGGCGCUUGUCCUCAUCGGAAGACGCAGAAGGAAGUGCUUCUCGUCAUACGAUAACUCCGACUCCAGCUCCAAUGGCUUCUCCAGUACCUGUGGUUCCUACAAUGGCUCCUGCUGCACCUGCUCAAGCAAGGCGUGCGCCUCUGACGCAACCCAGUGGAGAUCCGCGGAAACGGGCGUUGUCGUCUCGUGCUCGGGGCCGACCAAGCACUCUGUCCGACCACCAAGUUCGGUCUACAAGCGAUGUUUCUGACCGUCCAGACAGGAUCGCAGACGAUGAACGAGAGGAUAAACGACCCGUGAGUAUUGCGCCGGUGUCCCAAGCCGCCUCUGCCCACGACAUUAGCGAUAUGGAGAUUCGAGGAUACGGAAAUAUUACGCGUUCCUAUGAAGAAGACGACGUGACCAACAUGCGAGCAUACGCGCCGCUCAGCUACACAGGCAGCCCCCCGCAGUACAUUACCGCGCUGGAUCCAAGUCCAAUUUAUCGAGGUCCAUCGGAACAGCCCGACUACGACAGCUUUUCGCCGGUUGGCUCGCCUAGAAGCGGCAUUGGGCGCGAGUCGUUUGGGGACAUUGAUCACGACUACGACGUCUUAUCCCCUACAAACAGCAUCCAUGAUGCGGAAUUCCCAACGGACAAGUUCGAGCACGUGUACCGUUCGAUUCAGAUGGCCGCUGUUCCCCCGCCUCGCAGCUCUGCCUCGAUACUAGCAGCGGAAGAAGGUGGUUUGGAUGCGAAGUCCGAGUUUAAAGGAGUGCCUGGCCAUCGAGACCGCGUAAACUUCAGUGCUUUUGCACCACCGAGCAUCUGCCCUUCUCCAAAACCGUUCCAGUUCACGGUUUGGGCAUUUCUAUUGAACCAGCGCGCUGAAAUGCAAGAGAUAGCCCGGAGUGACCGCCCUGAAUCCCGGAAGCUCUCGCUUGAAACGAAGCUGGAUGUUCGUCGUGGUGCACUGGUGCACGUGACCUUGGAAGUGCCGAAUGGUUUCCAGGUAUUGAACGGUGCCACUCAAGGUUUCGCAUGGGAAGGAGAGAUCUCCAACGUCGAUUAUGACGUCGUGUGUACGGAAGGUGCAGCUUUUGGGCGCGUGUUGUUCAAGGCUCGCAUCACGGUCGGAUCUUCCGUCGCUGUGUUGAACUCGUUUGUGUUGGUGGGUUCCCGCGCAAUGGACCCGAGCGAGUUGGAAGCUAAUGUUCUCGAGGGCUGGAUGGAUGUGAUGGAGCAGACGUAUCGCGAAAUCCCGUUCCGGUCUCUGGAGAUGAAGGAGCUGGUCGGUCAAGGAUACUUUGGCGACGCGUACCGCGCAUCACUGGAUGGUCAGGAUGUGGUUGUGAAAACGAUUCGAGCUAGCGAGUUUGGUGAGACGACCUCCCAGAUCGUGCGCGAAUUCCAGCACGAGGCCGCGAUGCUGAAUAUGUUUGGUCAUCACCCGUGCAUUGUUCCCUUUGUGGGAGCAUCAACAGAUACGAAGUUCCCGCUGGCAUUAGUGACGAAGUAUCUUCCGUACGGCAGCCUGGAAGAUAAUCUGCGUGGAUCGGACAAGUCUAAGCUGACCAUUGACGAACGUACUGGGAUGCUCAAGGACGCUGCUGCUGGACUGCUCAAUAUCCACGAAGGUGGCUUCAUCCACCGCGACCUCGCUGCGCGCAACUGCCUCGUGGAUCAAGGCAAGCACGUUCGAAUCUGCGACUUCGGUCUUUGUCGCCGCGUGAAGUCUGAAACUGCUGGAAUGCUCAUGAAGGACGCUGUGGGCCCUGUGAAGUACAUGGCGCCGGAGUCGUUGCAGCCACCGCACGCAUUCUCGUACGACUCGGACGUGUACAUGUUUGGUGUAUUGAUGUGGGAAACCUACACGAGCUCUGCUCCGUAUGCAGCUCUGACCCCUGUCGAGGCCAUGAUGCACGUCCUGCGUGGUGAGCGUCUCCCAGUGCCGAAGGAGCUUCCAACCUCCUUGCAGACGCUGAUGCAGAACUGCUUUCACGACUCCCCCGCCGAGCGUCCGUCCAUGCAGGAAGUGCUCAUGGCGUUGGAUGACUCGUUGACUUCGAGCCAACGGGCUUCAGUUGCUAUUGCUGCAAAUACUGCUGUUGCGACCGCCACAGCAACUGCUGCUACGUCUACUGCGAUGGCCAAUUCGGUUGGAACUUUACGCAAGCAGCAAGAUCGAUCAAUUUGGGUGUAA
Messenger RNA from Phytophthora sojae, 4008 nucleotides. RefSeq lists its product as hypothetical. Gene Ontology annotation, molecular function: protein tyrosine kinase activity; ATP binding. The record is from RefSeq and is a predicted model, not a curated record. The transcript is spliced from 2 exons. The coding region runs from base 1 to 4008 and encodes 1335 amino acids. Gene Ontology annotation, biological process: protein phosphorylation. NCBI's taxonomy places the organism in Eukaryota, Oomycota, Peronosporomycetes, Peronosporales, Peronosporaceae.